AUUUGUGUUUAAUCCCCGGGCGGGGCUAAUCCGCCCCCGGGGCACCGGGACCCGCCGCGGGCCGGGGCAGCAGCGCCGGCGUCCCACGCGCCCCCCGGCAGCCGCCAUGGACAUCGGGGGCCUGGAGACGGUGGUGGCCAACUCGGCCUACGUGUCGGCGCGCGGCGGCCCCGGCGGCGGCGGCAAGGAGCGGCGCUCCAAGGCGCGCCUCCGCCUGCCCCACAUCUCCCAGUGCGAGGCCCUGCGCGCCCAGCUGGGCGGCACCGCCCAAAACGGCGCCCCGAACGGCGCCCCGCCCGGCCACGCCCAAGAUGGCGGCCAGGAGACGUCGUUCCGCUGGCAGUGCGUGGAGCAGCCCAUCGGGAAGCUGCUGUUCCGGAGGUUUCUGGAAGGACGGCCGGAAUUCGCGCCCGCCGGGGCGCUGUGGGCGGAGAUCGAGGCCUUCGAGCAGUGCGAGGACGCCGAGAGGGAGGAGGCGGCCAAGCGGCUGCGGAGCCGCUUCUUCACGCCAGGAGGGUCCGAGCACUGCGGCUUCCUCAGCGCCGCCGCCACCGCGCCGCCCGCAGGUUCGGCGCCGGCGGGCGACGCCUUCGUGCCGGCGCGGCGGGAGCUGCUGGCGCACCUGGAGGCGGCGGCCUGGGGGCCGUACCGGGGCUCGCCCGAGUUCGGGCGCUUCGUGCAGUUCAAGUGGCUGGAGGGCCAGGCCGUCAGCGCCGACGCCUUCGCCGAGUUCCGCGUGCUGGGCAAGGGCGGCUUCGGCGAGGUGUGCGCCUGCCAGCGCCGCGCCACCGGCAAGAUGUACGCCAACAAGCGCCUCAACAAGAAACGCCUCAAGAAGCGCAAGGGAUACGAGGCGGCGCUGGUGGAGAAGCGGAUCCUGGCGCGUGUCCACAGCCGCUUCAUCGUGUCCCUGGCCUGCGCCUUCCAGACCAAGACCGACCUCUGCCUCGUCAUGACCAUCAUGAACGGCGGCGACCUGCGGUACCACAUCUACAACGUGGACGAGGAGAACCCCGGCUUCGCGGAGCCGCGCGCGGUUUUCUACACGGCGCAGAUCCUGCUGGGGCUGGAGCACCUCCACCAGCACCGCAUCGUCUACCGCGACCUCAAACCCGAGAACGUCCUGCUCGACGACGCCGGCCACGUCCGUCUGUCCGACAUGGGCUUGGCCGUGGAGCUCAAGGAUGGAGAGAGCAAAACCCGCGGCUACGCCGGGACCCCAGGGUUCAUGGCCCCCGAGCUGCUGAAGAACGAGGACUACGAUUGGUCGGUCGAUUACUUCACGCUGGGGGUGACGGUCUACGAGAUGCUGGAGGCCAAAGGUCCCUUCCGCCGGCGGGGGGAGAAGGUGGAGAACAAGGAGGUGACGCGGCGCAUCCUGAACGACCCGGUGACCUACUCGGAGAAGUUCAGCGCGGCGGCGCGCGAGGCCUGCGAGGGGCUCCUGGCCAAGGACCCCCAGGCCCGCCUGGGCUUCCGCGACAACGGCUGCGCGCAGCUGAAGGCCCACCCCUUCUUCAGGAGCAUCAACUGGGGGCGCCUCGAGGCCGGCCUGGUGCCGCCCCCGUUCGUGCCGGACCCCCGGCGCGUCUACGCCAAGGACCUGGGCGACGUGGGGGCCUUCUCCACGGUGAAGGGCGUGGAGCUGGACGCGGGGGACGCGGCGCUGUGCGACGCCUUCGCCUCGGGCACCGUGCCCAUCCCCUGGCAGGAGGAGCUGAUCGAGACCGGCGUCUUCCAGGAGCUCAACGUCUGGGGGGCCCCGGGGACGCUGCCCCCUGACCUGGACCCCAACGCCGCGGGGGGCGCGGGUGGGGGGAAGUCCUCAACGUGUCACCUGCUGUGAGGGGCACCCCGAAAUCGGGGGGGAAAGUCCUCCACGUGUGGGACCCCAAAAUCUGGGGGUAACUCCACCUGUCACCGAAAUUUGGGGAGUAAUUCCACCUGUGGGACCCCGAAAUUUGGGGGGUAACUCCACCUGUGGGACCCGAAAUUUGGGGGGAAAGUCCUCCACGUGUCACCUGCUGUGAGGAGCACCCCAAAAUCUGGGGGUAACUCCACCUGUGGGACCCCGAAAUCUGGGGCUAACUCCACCUGUGGGACCCCGAAAUUUGGGGGGUAACUCCACCUGUCACCUGCUGUGAGGGGCACCCCGAAAUUUGGGGGGAAAGUCCUCCACGUGUCACCUGCUGUGAGGGGCACCCUGAAAUUUGGGGUAACUCCACCUGUGGGACCCCAAAAUC
Messenger RNA from Taeniopygia guttata (zebra finch), 2243 nucleotides. RefSeq names its product G protein-coupled receptor kinase 1 (gene GRK1). Gene Ontology annotation, cellular component: cytoplasm. The record is from RefSeq and is a predicted model, not a curated record. NCBI's taxonomy places the organism in Eukaryota, Metazoa, Chordata, Aves, Passeriformes, Estrildidae. Gene Ontology annotation, biological process: visual perception; signal transduction; protein phosphorylation. Gene Ontology annotation, molecular function: ATP binding; rhodopsin kinase activity.